Messenger RNA from Monoraphidium neglectum, 351 nucleotides. RefSeq names its product peroxiredoxin (alkyl hydroperoxidereductase subunit C). The transcript is spliced from 5 exons. Gene Ontology annotation, cellular component: cytosol. Gene Ontology annotation, molecular function: thioredoxin peroxidase activity. NCBI's taxonomy places the organism in Eukaryota, Viridiplantae, Chlorophyta, Chlorophyceae, Sphaeropleales, Selenastraceae. Gene Ontology annotation, biological process: cellular response to stress; cell redox homeostasis; response to oxidative stress. Bases 1 to 351 code for a protein of 116 amino acids. The record is from RefSeq and is a predicted model, not a curated record.
AUGUCAAACGCUCCCGCGCGCGGCUUUGCGGCGUCUGCUGGCAGCGGUGACGAAUAUGGGUAUGAAUUUGAGGACCGCAUCGUGUACCCGGCGCCCAGGGCGUUCGUAGGCGAGCCCGCGCCAGACUUUGUGGCCCCAGCCGUGGUGGGGGGCGAGGUCAAGAACAUCAAGCUCAGCGACUACAAGGGCAAGUAUGUCGUCCUCUUCUUCUACCCGAAGGACUUCACGUUUGUGUGCCCCACAGAGAUCGUCGCAUUCUCUGACCGGGCCAAGGACUUCGAGGCCCUCAACGUCCAGGUCAUCGCCGCCAGCACAGACACCGAGGAGUGCCACCUCGCCUGGAUCAAGUGA